Molecule: messenger RNA, 2150 nt
Organism: Macrosteles quadrilineatus (aster leafhopper)
Lineage: Eukaryota; Metazoa; Arthropoda; Insecta; Hemiptera; Cicadellidae
Exons: 5
Coding region: 49-1104 (351 amino acids)
Source: RefSeq, a predicted model, not a curated record
GAGAUCCAGAAACAUGUGCAAGUUUAGUUCGACCCGUAUGCCUGUACUAUGAAACUUAUAUUGACUGUGGUUUUUGGGGCAUUUCUGAUACGUCAGAGCUUAGCUGGAUUAUUGUGGGGGGCGAACAGUAUAGGCCAUGUUGUGGACUUUCCUCUACAAAAACAUGCGUUUUAUGAGUCACGCCAAACCUUGCCGAAGCAGAACGACCCACAGGAUAAUCUGAAAAGUGGAAUCACUGAGAAAAACCUUAAACUCGUACCUGGAAAGACUUUACUUCUUAAAUGCGUAGAAGUGAAAAAUGAAUUGAUAAUGUUUGUAUACGGCUCAGAAGGAUACUUCAUAGAUAGAUUGAACGUAGACAAAAGCAAAGAGUUUGGUUGCAAUCAAUUGUUGGAAAACAUUUUUGUACAGGACGAUCCGACUUGGAGUUUCACACCCGAACUUACUAAGUUUGAAUUCAACAUCAUCUACAGGUUUACUGUGGAGGGGAAAGGUCGGAAAUAUAGUUGUGUCACCAGAACAUACACGGUAGUCAUCGAUCUUCACUAUCCCGCAUUGGAGAGAGGGCCCGGAAAAAUGACGGAUUGCAAUGGGGCUGAGACUGGUGCUGAAAAUUCUGAAAGGGCAUACUUAUUACCACGGGGAGAUGGCGAAAUCAUGGAAUUUCACGUACAUGGUGAUCCUAUUGAAAGACCUGUCAUCAACACUUUCAAAACUGGCCUCAAACUCAUUUGCCAACAAUACAACACGAUCCCGGCUGGAGAUAAAAUAUCAGUAGGAUUUAUAAUGUAUGAAGAAAUAAUCUUGGAAAGGUUACCUCUCGACUCAUGUAAACAUGGAGUUGAAGGAAUGUACAUCAACAUAAAGAAAGUAGAGAAAUACCCUGAUGCAGACAAAGAAUUUACACUGGUGUUCCAACAAAAAAAUGGAUACUGUUAUAAAAUGGACAUUUGGCUUCAGUUUGUGGACUUUAAUGAAAAAGAUGAGGUUAAUAUUCGUCGGUACGCUCCUGGUGAAGUCAGUUGUCCAAGUGAUUGGACUAGUGACGCUGCAAUGAACGUCCAAGCGCCUUGGUACAAAAGACUUACUGGGAUUUUCGGAUAGACUUAUCAAUGAAAAAGAUUAAUCAACCAAAUAAAAACAUGUUGACAUAAUAUUGGCUUAUUUACAACCCUAGCGUAGUUGGGUAAAGUUCCGAAGAGAGUCUACAAUAUUUUUGAUGAAAUAUAAGUUCGAUAUUUUAUCGACUCAGGUGUACUUUUCGUGAGUCAUAAAUAUCGAAUGUAUGAUUUUCAUGACUUUUCACACACUACGCAGCUGUGGUUAGGUUAGGUUAGUUAUGCUGCGGUCUACUUAGUUUAGGUUAUGGUAAGAACAAACAAGAUAACAUAAAAACACAUUUAGCAAAUUGUCAAAGGGAUAAAUUUACAAAGACGUCAAUUCGUAUUUUAAUUUUCUUUUUUCAUAAGUUCAUAAACUAAACAGAACUCCUCACCGCGUCCAAACAGCGCAGCCUAGUGCUGGACGUGGUAAAUUCCUAGUUUACGGAAAUCUGGGAUUUUUAAGUAAUAUUGUCAUGAGGUUGUCCAGAAUCACAUAUAGAUCACCACUGUAAUGUUUUUCCGUCUCUCUUAAAGGAAAAUAUGUCUCUUUUACUUUUCAUUUUAAUAUAAUUCAAGUUUACAUUUGACAUGUUUGACGGAUGGAACUGUUUACAUUUGCGAUGUUUGAUGGAUAGAACUAUACGAAGUGCACUCUAGUGGAUAUGGAUGCAACCAACCAGAAUAGUCAAGACCGUACAAAUUAUUAAUUACCUCCCUCUUUUUGGCUCAACAUAUUUACCUGAACAUAUUAAGUUUACAAUAUAUAUUAUUCUGGCAUCAACAAAUUAUAAAUUAUGCAUUUACAUAUCUUAUUUAUCUUUUUCAACAAAUAUUACUUACAUAUUACUAAAAGGCUCAAACUAAAACACCUCCUAGUUGACGAAACAGCGGCUCAGUGUCCUGACUCAUUUAGAACGACGCCAGAGAAGUGACUGGGCCGCUUAGAAAUUCGUUCAUGUAGAGUCUUGAUAUUAUACGAAUAAUACCGUAAAUGAAGAUGGGGUAGACCAUAGUAUUCUGAGCAAUGUAGUCAAGUGUGAGAGAUUU